Acanthosepion pharaonis is the source of this 942-nucleotide messenger RNA. The record is from the annotation of a GenBank genome assembly. NCBI's taxonomy places the organism in Eukaryota, Metazoa, Mollusca, Cephalopoda, Sepiida, Sepiidae.
AUGGCAAUGGGAAAAUUUAAUGCAAUCUUGGAUAAAAGUAUUGCGCUUGUACUCUCUAACUCUCUCUCUCUCUUUCUUUCUCUCUUCUCUUCUUUCUUUCAUUCUUUCUUUCUCUUCUCUCUCUCUUUAUCUCUCUUCUCUUCCCCCUCUCUUCUAUCUCUUUCUUUCUUUUCUUUCCCCUCUCUCUUCUAUCUCUCUCUUUCUUUCUCUCUCUUUUCUCUCUUCUCUUUCUUUCUUUCAUUCUUUCUUUCUCUUCUCUCUCUCUUUAUCUCUCUACUCUUCCCUCUCUCUUCUAUCUCUCUAUGUCCUCUCUCUCUUCUCUUCUUUCUCUCUUUCUUUUCUUUUUUUACUCUUCUCUCUUUCUUUAUCUCUUUUCUCUUCCCCCUCUCUUCUAUCUCUUUUUAUUUAUAUUCAUCCCCUUUCUCUCCAUGUAUCAUUUCUAUCCUUAUACCCACUCCCUCUCUCUACAUUCUUCUUUUUCUUCUUUCUAAUCGUCCUUAUAUUUGCCACUUUCCAUUUCUCUUUUCCCUCCUUAAAUACACCCUUCUCUCUCUCUCUCUCUCUCACCCUCUCUCUUAUUAUUUAAACCCUCUCAGCUUUUCUCUUCUCUCUACAUAUUCCAUUGUUAGACUCACGACUCUCUCUCUCUCUCUCUUCAUUUCUCUUCUUCCUCCUUACGUCUACUUUCUUCUCCCUAUCUCCUUUCUCCAGUCUUACAUUCAACCCUUUCUUUCUCUCUUCUUCCUCUCGACAUAUUCCAUUUUUCUCUUUACAGCCAUCUGUCCCUCUUUCCAUUUCUCUCCCUCUUAUCUUCCUCUCUUCCUGCUCGCGUCUAUUUUCCUCACUCUUUCCCGUUCCUUCAGAUUUACAUUAAACCCUCUCUCUCUCUCCAUCUCUCAACAAGGGAGAAGAGAGAUCUUCUAUCUUCCUCCUUUAUCUUAA